This is a messenger RNA of Mesorhabditis spiculigera, 696 nucleotides long. Lineage: Eukaryota; Metazoa; Nematoda; Chromadorea; Rhabditida; Rhabditidae. The record is from the annotation of a GenBank genome assembly.
AUGAAGAUCUCCUUGUGCCGUAGCUACGGUGUCACCGUCAUCCUCAAGGGCAACAAUAUUGCCAAGGCGAAAGACUACGCGAUGCGAUUUGGGAAGGAAAAAGGGUUGAAGUACAUCAACGGGUACGAUGCUCCGGACAUUUUGGCCGGGCAGGGGACAAUCGGACUGGAGAUCUUGGAGCAGGUCCCUGAUGUCGAUGCUGUACUUGUUCCAGUCGGGGGUGGUGGACUGAUCGCAGGCGUUGCGGUCGCCAUUAAGACUUUGAAACCGGAAUGUCACAUCAUUGGAAUCGAGACCGAAACCUGCGCCAGCUUCACAGCCGCCAUCAAGGAGGGCAGACCUAUAGCCGUGGAGACGAGCAGCACCCUGGCUGAUGGCCUCGCCGUCCCUACCGUAGGUGGCAAUUCGCUAAAGACCGCCGCCCCGAUGAUCGACCAGAUCAUCACCGUCAGCGAGGAGGUGAUCGCCCUUUCAAUCCUGCGCCUCAUUGAGGUGGAAAGGCCAGGAGGUAUCGCCGAAUUAACCACCCACAUCGCCCACAGCGGCGUCGAUCAGGACAUCUCCACGAACGAGCCUGGAUCUUCCACGGACGUCUUUUCGGUCAAAGUAAAGAUUAUUGCCGAGACGAGAGACCGGACGCACGUCCAAGAGCUGGAGGCGCUACUCAAGGAGAAGUACAAGAACGUCACCAUCCUG